UGCCUCGGGAGCGCGCCCAUGCAUCGGGAGCGCGCGUAGAUGAACCGGGAACGCGACGGAGAGACCGAUCAGGCGGCGAGCAGCAGGUCGGUCGGUCGGUGAGCGCAGAGACACGGACCGCGUGAAGUGCAGGCGACGAAACCCCCGAAGCGCUGGUGUCGGCGGCGGCUCCUGUGGACUAACAUUGACGGGGAGCGUGAUUCGAGCGGACCGACGGACGGACGGACGGACGGAGAGGGUCAGAAACGCUGUCCACCAUGACGGGGAGCAGGGAGGAGGAGAGGAGGAAACUGGCCGACAUCAUCAACCACUGGAACGCCAACCGGCUCGACCUGUUCGAGAUCAGCCGGCCCACGGAGGACCUGGAGUUCCAUGGUGUCAUGCGGUUCUACUUCCAGGACCGGGUUGCUGGUAACUUUGCCACCAAGUGCAUCCGAGUGUCCAGCACAGCAACGACGCAGGAUGUCAUCGAGACGCUGGCCGAGAAGUUCAGACCCGAUAUGAGGAUGCUCUCCUCUCCCAAAUACUCCCUGUACGAGGUCCACGUCAGCGGUGAGCGUCAGCUGGAUCUGGACGAGAAGCCUCUCGUUGUUCAGCUGAACUGGAACAAAGACGACAGAGAGGGCCGGUUUGUCCUGAAGAAUGAAAACGACAUCCUGCCCAAGAAGAGUCAGAGUAAUGGGCCAGAGAAGGAAAAGGAUGGAGUGAUUCAGAACUUCAAGAGGACUUUGUCCAAGAAAGAGAAGAAGAAGGAGAAGAAGCGGGAGAAGGAGUUCACCCGAAUUCCUGACGGAGACGAGCAGAUGCUGAGCCGGGAGGACGGAGAAAACAGCCGUCUGGCAGCAGAGGUCUACAAGGACAUGCCGGAGACCAGCUUCACCAGGACCAUCUCCAACCCGGAGGUGGUGAUGAAGAGAAGGCGCCAGCAGAAACUGGAGAAGCGCAUGCAGGAGUUCAUGAGCAGUGAUGGGAGGCCAGACUCAGGAGGUACUUUGCGGAUCUAUGCAGACAGCCUGAAGCCCAACAUCCCCUACAAGACCAUCCUGCUCUCCACAAGAGACACGGCCGACUUCGCUGUGGCGGAGGCGUUGGAGAAGUACGGCCUGGAGAAGGAGAACCCCAGAGAGUACUGCAUUGCUCGGCAGGAUGAUAAGUCGAGCAAAGAGGUGAUUCUGGAUGAUAACGAGUGUCCGCUGCAGAUCCUCAGAGACUGGCCCAAUGACAGAGAGGCACUAGUGUUCCAGCUGAAGAAGAGACCGCCUGACUACCAGGCGAGGAAGGGAAGGAAAGUGGACGACAAGGGCUUCAGAGGGAAGGACGGCAGCAGCUCCCUGCCUCCUGAGAAACUGCCUUAUCUGGUGGAGCUGAGUCCAGGGCGAGGGAAUCACUAUGCCUACUACGCCUAUCGGCACCAUGAAGACGGGUCUGACUCUCGGGACAAGCCCAAGCUGUACCGGCUUCAACACAGCAUCACUGAGGUUGGCUCAGACUGCACAGAGGACGGCGCUAUUCAGCUGCUCGGCCCCGGGAUUCUCCCCCAUCACUGCAACCUCAUGCACAGUGAAGGCAUGGUGACCGUGACGCCGCACGGCCCCGACGCCGACACCUUCGUGGACGGACAGCGCGUCACUGAGACCACGGUGCUGCGUCCGGGCUCCACCCUCCAGUUUGGCUCCGCGCACGUCUUCAAGUUUGUGGACCCAAUGUUCGACCAGGCCGGGAAGAGGGAACCAGCCAUGAUGAGGAGCCGGAACAAGUCUGGCAGCGUACCUGAAACCACCUUCGACCUUCACGGAGACGUCCACAGUGGCUCUGCCCUUCCCACCAGCAAGAGCUCAGGGAAGCUGGAAAUGGAGCGAGGGAUGGUGAAACCCAUAAUCAGAGGAGAGCAGCAGGACAUCCGAUCUCAGGAUAUUUCAGCAGACAGAAGUGAACUGACUUUGCCAGCCAGCAUUGAGUUCAGAGACAACUCUGAAGACACCUUCCUCUCCGCCAUCAUCAACUACACCAACAGCUCCACGGUCCACUUCAAGCUCUCGCCCACCUACGUCCUGUACAUGGCCUGCCGCUACAUCCUGUCGCCGUCCUACCGACCCGACAUGUCGCCGUCCGAGAGGACGCACAAGGUCAUCGCCAUCAUUAACAAGAUGGUGAGCAUGAUGGAGGGAGUCAUCCAGGAGAUUCCUGAAGGGGAUCAGAAGCAGAAGAACAUCGCAGGAGCUCUGGCUUUCUGGAUGGCCAACGCCUCGGAGCUGCUCAACUUCAUCAAGCAGGACAGAGACCUGAGUCGCAUCACACUGGACGCGCAGGACAUCCUCGCCCAUCUGGUGCAGAUGGCUUUCAAGUACCUGGUCCACUGUCUCCAGGCUGAUCUGAACAACUACAUGCCUGCCUUCCUGGACGACCCAGAGGAACACAAUCCACAGAGGCCCAAGAUCGAGGACGUCCUACACACCCUGACAGGAGCCAUGUCUCUGCUGAGGCGGUGUCGGGUCAACGCCGCGCUCACCAUCCAGCUCUUCUCGCAGCUCUUCCACUUCAUCAACAUGUGGCUGUUCAACAAGCUGGUGACGGACACGGAGUCGGGGCUGUGCUGUCACUACUGGGGCGCCAUCCUCCGGCAGCAGCUCAGCCACAUCGAGGCCUGGGCUGAGAAGCAGGGUCUGGAGCUGGCUGCUGACUGCCACCUCAGUCGAAUAGUGCAGGCCACCACCCUCCUGACCAUGGACAAAUACUCCAUGCAGGAUGUGCAGAACAUCCAUAACACCUGCUUCAAGCUUAACUCCCUGCAGCUGAACGCCCUCAUGACCAAUUACCACUGUGCUCCAGAGGAGCCUCCCAUCCCGCCUGAGCUCAUAGACCACGUGGUGGCAGUGGCAGAAAACACUGCGGAUGAGCUGGCGAGGAGCGACGGGAGAGAGGUUCAGCUGGAGGAGGACCCAGACCUCCAGCUGCCUUUCCUCCUCCCUGAAGACGGCUACUCCUGUGAUGUGGUGCGGAGCCUCCCUAAUGGCCUGCAGGACUUUCUGGAGCCACUGCUGCAGAGAGGUUUCUGUCGAUUGAUCCCACAUCCCCGCUCGCCUGGUACCUGGACUGUCCACUUUGAAGGAGCCGACUGUGACAGCCACUUCUCCGCCAUUGACAGCGCUGAGAUGCCAAUGAGGAAAGAGCCAGAGGUUGUCACGGUAACGCUGAAGAAGCACAACGGCAUGGGCCUGAGCAUCGUUGCCGCCAAGGGCGCUGGACAGGAGAAGCUCGGCAUUUACAUCAAGUCAGUCGUCAAAGGAGGAGCCGCCGACAUGGACGGCCGCCUGGCUGCAGGCGACCAGCUGCUGAGUGUGGACGGACGCAGUCUGGUCGGUUUAUCACAGGAGAGGGCAGCGGAGCUGAUGACGAGGACGGGCUCAGUCGUGACUCUGGAGGUCGCCAAGCAGGGAGCCAUUUACCAUGGACUGGCCACGCUCCUCAACCAGCCCAGUCCCAUGAUGCCCAGAGCGUCAGACAGAGGCCGUGAGAAGAACGGGAAGAUGCGACCAAAGAGCGAGGGCUUCGAGCUGUACAGCAACUCUGUGCAGAACGGCUCUCCGGAGAUCCCACCGGCGGGAUGGGACUCCUACCCUGAACCAAAGAAGAUGAGCGGUGAAGAUCGGCUCCUGAAGAACCGAGCCGACCACCGCUCCAGUCCCAACGUAGCCAAUCAAGGCCAGAGUCCUGCAGGCAAAGCAGUUUACCCCGGAGGACCUGGAACUAAGAUCACCUCUGUGUCCACUGGAAACCUUUGUGCAGACGACGAGCCCUCUCCGCCGCGCCCUGAAGCCUAUCCAAUCCCCACCCAGACCUACUCCAGGGAGUACUUCACUAUUCCUGCAUCCAAGAGCCAGGAUCGGGUCCUGGCCCCGGGGCAGGGGCCUCCACAGCACUGGCAGGGUGUGGAGGACAGAGAACACCUCCCUGGGAUCGACAACAUCCUCAGCAACAGCAUGCAGCGGCCAGAUGAGCGCAUGCAGCCUCACUACCAGCAGGACUACCAGCACCGGGACAUGGAGUACCAGCACCGUGAAAUGGACUACCAGCACCGGGACAUGGAGUACCCAGCGAGGUCCACAAGGAGUAGUAGGAGACUCGACCACUGGGCUCCUCAGCCGCAGGUCUCCUCCUCGCUGGAGUCGUCCACGUCGAGCCAAGAGCACCUCAACUUCUCCGCCUCCUCCUCCUCCUCCAACAAGACCCAGAACCAGAAGACGGGUCCGGGCCGAUGGAAGACGCCCAACACCCCCCACUCUGUGCCGCCGCACACGGCUCAGCCCUCCCGCUCCGACCUGCCGCCUCCGCCGCCGCCUCCACCCGCCGCCUACCCCGACGCCUACGACCCACAGCCCGACCUGCCGCUGCCGCCGCCUCCCGCCGCCGUGACGCCCAUCACGGCCCAGCAGGCGGCCGACCGCAAGAAGCGAGAGGAGCAGCAGCGCUGGUACGAGAAGGAGAAAGCUCGGUUGGAGGAGGAGAGGGAGAGGAAGAGGAGAGAGCAGGAGAGGAAGCUGGGCCAGAUCCGGGCCAACCCCGUCAUGCCCGUCCAACCUCACAACAAUGGAGGCGUCAUGCCCCCCCCUCACCACCUGCCCCCCAUGGCACCGCAGUCCUACCUCCCCCCACAGCCUCAGCCACAGCCGCCCCCAUCCAGACCAGAGAAACUGGCCAGCCUGCCGCGGUCGACGGGACCCCCACCAGCUAGUGCCUCCACCCCGGGCGGUCCUGCCGGCAUGGACACUGUGAUCAGGGAGCUCCUACCACAGCAGCAGCCGCGGACCAUCGAGAGGCGAGACCUGCAGUACAUCACCAUUAGUAAAGAGGAGCUGACGUCCAGCGACAGUCUGUCCCCAGACCCCUGGAAGAGGGACGCACGCGAGAAGGCCGAGAAGCAGCAGCAGCUUCACAUCGUGGACCUGCUGGACAAGGAGAUCCAGGAGCUGCAGGCAAAGCCGGAGCGAACAGCGGAGGAAAGCGACCGCCUCAGGAAGCUGAUGCUGGAGUGGCAGUUCCAGAAGCGUCUGCAGGAGUCCAAGCAGAGCGACGAAGACGAGGAGGAGGAGGACGACGAAGACAUGGACACCAUAAUAAUGAUGCAGAGGCUGGAGGCGGAGAGGAGAGCCAAGUUGCAGGACGAGGAGCGCCGCCGCAAGCAGCAGCUGGAGGAGAUUCGCAAGCGGGAGGCGGAGGAGCGGGCGAAGCAGGAGGAGGAGAGGAGGUGGAGGGAAGAGGAGCGCGUCCGACGAGAGGCUGAGGAGAAGAGGAGGCAGGAGGAGGAGUACUACGCUCGCCUGGAGGCCGAGCGGCGCCGGCAGCACGAUGAGGCUGAGAGAAAGCUGCUGACGCCUGACGAGCCGGCCGGUCUGUAUCGGCCCCCGCUGCCCAGGGAUUACCAACCCCCCACCCCCUACAGCCCUACUAACACCCCCCCGCCCCCGCCACAGAGAAACACCUCCUACCUCAAAACCCAGGUGGCCUCGCCCGACACGCUCUACACCGCCAAGUUUGUCUCCUACGCGGGCGAUGAGGAAGACGAGGAGGAAGGCAAGGAAGCCACCAGAGCAGGAAGCGGAUUUAACUCGUACACUGGAAACUCAACAGGAGUUGUAGGAUCAGGAGAAAUCUACAAGGACCCGAGAGACAAAUGGACGAAGAAUCAGGAGCAGGAGAACUCGAUCCCCAGCGGCGCUCCGGAGAGUCUGACCUUCAAGGAGCGCCAGCGUCUCUUCUCUCAGGGGAAGGAGGUUUCCAACAAGGUCAAAGCUUCUCGCAAACUCAUGGAGCUGGAGAACGAGCUCAACACCAAGCAGUAGACCCGGCUUGAGCCCCCGUAACAGGAGCGUUGAGGUGCCCCAGGGGCGGAUCUGGGUCCGGAGCCGGCAGCGCUGACCGCCUCCUCCUUUAUUGUUCUUUUCCCCUUCAUUUUUUUUAUUUUAACCAUUGAGUAACUGGACUGUUCACUUUUGCCCUCGCGUUAUCGUUGCAACAGAAGCGUUUGUUUAAUGAUCUGUUGUCAGAGAUAUGUAACGAUAAAGCACUGUAAAAAAGGUCUAAUUAUAUCAAGUGACAAUUUGAGAAUCACAACAGAGGGGGUCUAUUUUUGUUUGUAAAAUGGUUCUUGGGGCGAGGGAAGGAGAGAGGUUUAUUUUCACCUUCAUUUUUUUUAAAAAGCUCGCAGAAACACAAAUGUGGAUUUUAUGGUGUUUUAUGCUUUUUGUUUGUAUUUUUCUUUCCACUCAGACGCUCAAAGCUGAGCUCCAGACCAAUCUCUCUCUUUUUAUUUUGUUGUUUUUUUAAUGACUCAGUGAGUGGAGACACUGUUAUUUCAUUCUGUAGCAAGGAAGCAUGGGAUUUUUGAUUUUUGUUUUUCUUGUGAUGUUUUAGAAUGAUUCCUCUGGCGGCGCCGUACAGUCAGGAGGAGGAUCUUUAAGUGCACAACAUUACUGUAAAUAUUCAGGUCCACAACUGUCUCACUUAUUUACUACUGUAGAAACACGCCAGACUCCAAACUGCAGAACUAAUGUGAUUUAACAGAACUUUGGUGACGGGGGUUUCGGCCAAAGCUGGGUUUUCUGCUGCUCCUCGCCGUCAGUGGGUUGAUUUGUUUUUGGUGUUUGGCCCUAGUCUGACGCAACUUUACUGUCUUCAUCAUCCUUUUGCUUGGUUGUAUGAAGUUAACUGGAGUGAUUAGAACCUAAAUUCAAGCCCAGAACACUUCUUUAACUUGGUGUGAUUGUUGGUUGGUUUCAGAAUUUAAACACAAAGUUAACACUACUUUAAAUCCUUGCUCCUUUGCUUGAAGAAUAUUUAUUUCAAACCUUGUGGAAAAAAAAAUCAUACUUGCACAAAACCUUGUUUUUAAUAUUCUAUCUAUCUAAUCUAUCGGAAGCUGUUUAAGAAGUGGAUUCUAUUUGGGACCUCUCAUACUGUGGUAAUCUGUUGCUUUUUGUGUUCAAGAGAAGCUGUUGGGUUUUGCACCAGGUGUAGUUAAAAGGACUGAAGUUAAGGUGACAGAAUUGUGACUAUAUAAAUAUAUGUAUACACACAAUUUACGUAAUCACCUUCACCACCUCUGCUGUUGUAGAAAAGGAAGACACUUCAAACCCAGUGUCUCCCAGUUAACAAAUAAAAUCUGAAUAGUGAUACUUCACGUGUUUCUCUGCGGUUCGUUUGAGUGACCAGCUUGUGUGUGGAUUUAUUUUCUCUCUCCAGGAGCCUCCACUAAAACAGAUUCUACACCACGAGAUGAGACGCUGUUAGAAUAACUGACCUGUAAAAACACUACAGCUGCGUCGCCUUUGUCCUCCGCCCCCAAAUGAACUGAGUCAUUGAAAUGGUUUCAUGUUUAGCCUUUUGUAAAUCAUUAAUAAACACAGAUUUUUCAACA
Molecule: messenger RNA, 7414 nt
Organism: Betta splendens (Siamese fighting fish)
Lineage: Eukaryota; Metazoa; Chordata; Actinopteri; Anabantiformes; Osphronemidae
Product: afadin-like
Biological process (GO): signal transduction; regulation of protein localization
Cellular component (GO): adherens junction
Molecular function (GO): cell adhesion molecule binding
Source: RefSeq, a predicted model, not a curated record